AUGUCGACUACCACUACCACUACCACCACCACCACCACCACAACCACCGCAGACUACAUCCCCCGCGGCCCCGUGGAGGUCGAACUCAGCUUCUACGAACCCCCCGCCGAUGGCUCCAACCCCUACAACUACGUCGAGGAGCCCCCAGCUGGCGUCCCACGCACUAACUACGGCGAUGCCACGCACAAAGUGGGCCUAACCGACAUCCGCGGCCACGAAGCAGACUACACGCUCGACAAGCACGCCUUCCAAGUCCUGCAGCACAUCCCCACCGCGACCAGCUACACGACCUUCGACUCCGACGACGAGGUCAAGCGCCUCUACUACCCGGAAGUCACGCAGCUGCUGCUCACGCACGUCCCCGGCGCACGCCGCGUCAUCCUCUUCGACCACACCAUCCGGCGGCAAUCGCCCAGCGCGCCGCGCCAGCCCGUCAACAAAGCCCACGUCGACCAGACGCGGCGCGCCGCGCGCGAGCGCGUGCGCCUGCACCUCGCCGCCACGCACCCCGAGGAGGCGGACCGUGUGCUGCGCGGCGAGGAGCGCGCGCGCAUCAUCAACGUCUGGCGGCCGCUGAACGGCGCCGUGCAGUCCGCGCCGCUGGCGUUUGCGGCGGCGCCGUCGGUCGAUAACGAGGCCGAUCUGGUGGCUGUGGAGCAUCGGUAUCCUGGCCGCACUGGGGAGACCAUGGGUGUGCGGUAUAACCCGAAGCAGGAGUGGAUGUAUCUGUCGGGGGUGCAGGGCGAUGAGCGGUUGUUGCUCAAGUGCUCGGAUACCGAGCCCGGGGUUGCGGAGAGGGUGCCGCAUUCUGCGUUUUGGGAUCCGAGGACGCCGGAGGGGGCUAGGGCGAGGGAGAGUAUUGAGGUGAGGGCGUUGGUGUUGGGAUAG
This is a messenger RNA of Aspergillus clavatus NRRL 1, 888 nucleotides long. RefSeq names its product putative methyltransferase. The record is from RefSeq and is a predicted model, not a curated record. The coding region runs from base 1 to 888 and encodes 295 amino acids. NCBI's taxonomy places the organism in Eukaryota, Fungi, Ascomycota, Eurotiomycetes, Eurotiales, Aspergillaceae. The transcript has a single exon. Gene Ontology annotation, molecular function: oxidoreductase activity.